Messenger RNA from Penicillium daleae, 1488 nucleotides. RefSeq names its product translation initiation factor 4B. The coding region runs from base 1 to 1488 and encodes 495 amino acids. Gene Ontology annotation, molecular function: RNA binding. The transcript is spliced from 7 exons. NCBI's taxonomy places the organism in Eukaryota, Fungi, Ascomycota, Eurotiomycetes, Eurotiales, Aspergillaceae. The record is from RefSeq and is a predicted model, not a curated record.
AUGUUCGCCAAUGGAUAUGAAGAGCCUCAUGUGGCCUCGUUCUGUCGUAACUGGCGUUUUGUUGGACCUUCGCUGACCAUUUCCCCACUAGCGCCCGCUAAGGCCAAGGGCCAAAAGAUGAGCAUGGUGGAGUUCCUGGGAGUCGACAAGCCCUCUGGUGAUUUCAGCUGGGCCGACGAAUCUGAGGAGGCAGGUCUCGAGACACCCAACGUGCCCGCCGAGAGAAGGGACAAUCGCUCGUCCUAUGGCAUGGGCUUUGGAAGUGGUGGUUUCGACCGUGAGGCCCGUGGUGGAUUCGAGAGCCGUGGAUAUGAAACCCGUGGCGGAUACGCCGUUCGCGAGCCCCUCGACCUUCCCACUGAGCCCCCAUUCACUGCCCACAUUGGGAACCUGUCCUUCGAAGCCACCGCUGCCGACGUUACUGACCUGUUUGCCGACUGUGGUGUGACCAAUGUCCGAAUUGUGGAAGAUAGGCAGACAAACACCCCCAAGGGCUUUGGCUACAUUGAGUUUGAGACCGUUGCUGGUCUGCAAAAGGCCCUUGACCUGUCUGGCACCUCCCUGAUGGGCCGUACUAUUCGCACCAGCGUCGCCGAUCCUCCCAAGGAGACUCGUGCUGAUCCCCGCGACAUGGACUGGACCCGCCGCGGUCCCCUUCCCCCGCCCCCUCUGAGCGCCGCUGAACGAGGUGGCCGUCGCAGCAACUACGAGUCCGAUGGAAAGUUCCGCGACUUCGGCAACUGGGAGCGCAAAGGCCCUCUUUCUCCCCCAGCUGGCGCUGGCUUCCGUGAGGGUGGUCGGCCUCGCAACACCGAUGGCCCCUCGCCUGCCUGGGGUGAGGGACGUUCGCAGGAUGGUUCCCGACCCCCACGUCCUGAUCGCCCUGAGCGGACCCCCACUGCUGCCGAUAUGGACAACCAGUGGCGCUCUAAGAUGCGCCCCGAUGCCGCCCCGAAGGAGCCCACCUCUCCUACUGCUCCCGCUUCCCGCCCGAGACUGAACCUGCAGAAGCGCACCGUUCCCGAGACCGAUUCCACACCCGCCGCCGGUGCUGGCGAUUCCAAAGCGAGCCCCUUCGGUGCCGCUCGUCCCAUCGACACUGCUACCCGUGAGCGUGAAGUAGAGGAGCGCCGCCAGCUUGUUCUUCGCCAGAAGAAGGAGACCGAGGAGAAGGCCAAGGCCGAGAAGGCCGAGAAGCAAAAGAAGGAGCCCAAGCCGGGCAUGGAUUCCAACAAAGACGCCAUUGAGCCCCCCAAGGGCGGCGGUAACUUUGAGAUCCUCCGGCGGGCUGGUGAGGACGAGAGCAGCAUUCCCGCUGAUAAGGAGACUGAGGAGACGGCUGCCCCAGCUGCUGCGGCUGAAGAGGCCCCCAAGGAGGCCGCUGCUAACGGUAGCUGGCGCACUGCCGAGACUCCUGCUGAUGAUAAUGACGGAUGGAGCACUGUUGACACGACCAAGAAGCGUGGCCGCCGUGGUGGCCGUUUCUAA